AUGUCUUACCAUGGUUGUACCCAUGAUCGUGGUCCAGUUUACAGUAGUUUGCAGUCGUUUGGUUGCUGUCCCCAUAGAAAUUUGAGACACAUCUUGACCGCUAAUUCAUUUCAAGUAAACCAUCGUGUAAGUCCGGUUACAGUGGGAUAUCUCGUACAGAUAACUAUUGUGAACCUGACAUUAAGAAACCUGGCUACCCUCGAAAGCUGUUUCUAUAUUGUUUUGACCCUCGACAACAAUGUAAAUACCCAGAUGAUUAUCUCGGAUACAGUUUGCAAACGUUGCUUGAUGUGGAUACUUUGA
Messenger RNA from Belonocnema kinseyi, 303 nucleotides. RefSeq lists its product as uncharacterized. The coding region runs from base 1 to 303 and encodes 100 amino acids. The transcript is spliced from 2 exons. NCBI's taxonomy places the organism in Eukaryota, Metazoa, Arthropoda, Insecta, Hymenoptera, Cynipidae. The record is from RefSeq and is a predicted model, not a curated record.